Pleuronectes platessa (European plaice) is the source of this 5667-nucleotide messenger RNA. RefSeq names its product myelin regulatory factor (gene myrf). Gene Ontology annotation, biological process: protein autoprocessing; positive regulation of DNA-templated transcription; central nervous system myelin maintenance. Lineage: Eukaryota; Metazoa; Chordata; Actinopteri; Pleuronectiformes; Pleuronectidae. Gene Ontology annotation, cellular component: nucleus; endoplasmic reticulum membrane. Bases 606 to 3620 code for a protein of 1004 amino acids. Gene Ontology annotation, molecular function: sequence-specific DNA binding; DNA-binding transcription factor activity. The record is from RefSeq and is a predicted model, not a curated record. The transcript is spliced from 26 exons.
CCUGCCUCAGCCCCUCUCCUCCGACUCUUCAUCCUGUCCUGAGAGAGAGCGACAGAGAGAGAGAGAGAGAAGCAGAGGAGGAAGAGAAUCUACUCCUCAGCCCCGGGAGGCAACUGUUAACAACUUUUUACGCACACUUCUCUUUAACCUGAUACUUUUCCAGUCGAUUUUACGCGGUGUCCCUCCGGCAGAUGGAACUUUUUCUGCGAGGAACCCUCAGUUUAUUAUGCAGCUUGCGGGAGCUGAAGUGAAGGUGCGCCUGAAGGAAAAUGCUCUGACAUCGUUCUCGUGUAGAUUUUUCUUGUCGCUUUGAUUAAAACACGUCUCACAGAGACUUGAAGUUUGAGAGUUGAAGUGUGCGCAGCGUCACUGGAAGCGUUUGGCCAUAAGGGACGUGAAACCAGCGCCAAGCUGCUGAACAGGAGAAGAGAAGAAGAAGAAGCUCUCCUCGCAGCGGUGGGUUCACGUUGAAGCACAUCGAGAAAAGUCACGACCAUUAGAAUCCGGAUUCAGUGAUGUACGUGUGAAGAGUUUUCCCUGAUCCGAAUUGGUUUGGUUCGGACGACGGGAGACUUUAAUGGAUUUUUUAUGUGGGACCCGCUAGGAUGGACGUGGUAGAUGAAUCAGAAGCGUUACAGAGGUUUUUUGAAGGUCAUGAUAUUACCAGUUCUCUGGAGCCAGCCAACAUCGACACCAGUAUCCUGGAAGAGUACAUCAGCAAGGAGGACGAUAGCACUGACAUCUGUUUCUCAGAGGUCCACAGCGCCCCGGGACCAAAUUACUCAUCUCCCCAGGCAGGAGUGUCCUCCUCUGGGGGGUUGGUGUGUGGUUUGAGCCCCCCUAUCCCACUACGCCAAGGAGGCCUUCCGCCUGGGCCCCCCAACUGUCAGAACACCUACCCCCCAGGUCCAUCCCUGGGCCUCCGACACAACUAUCCCUGCCUGGGACAGCAGCAGCAGCAGCAGCAGCAGCAUCAACAGCAACAGCAGCAGCAUCAACAGCAACAGCAGCAGCAGCAGCAACAGCAGCAGGCACACCUCAAGCCCGAGCACAGGGGCCUCUACGCUCCAGGGACACUACCCGAGUCCCCCCCAGACUCCAGCUCAGAGCCGUACUCUCCACAGCAGGUGAAUGAUCCUCACAUGAUCAGGACCAUGACACCAGAAAACAUGUGUCACAUGACCCCAACGCCACCAAUCCACUAUACGAGCAUUCAUCGGGACAUGUACCCCAAGCCCGAGUCCAUGAUAUCGCAGUAUCCCAUUGGCCCGGCCACGAGUGGAGGUGGAGACAUGCAGCAGACGCAGAUGCUCCAUCACUUGCUGCAGCAUCCUCAGGGGCAAGAUGGCAUCCCUGCUCACCAGGCCAAGAAGAGGAAGCACUCCGACUCUCCCAACAGCACCCUCAAUUCCCAAAUCCUCACAGGUAUCAUCAAGCAAGAACCAGGUUUAAUGCAGGAUGCAGACAACGGCUACAUGGACCCAAACUAUCAGUGCAUCAAGUGGCAACCUCACCUGCAGAACAAGUGGACACCGCUCUAUGACGCAAACUGCAAAGAGCUUCCGAUGCCAACCUAUCGCGUUGACGCAGACAAGGGUUUCAACUUCUCCCUGUCUGACGACGCCUUUGUUUGCCAGAAGAAGAACCACUUCCAGGUCACAGUGUACGUAGGCAUGCUGGGCGACCCCAAGUACAUCAAGACCAGUGAUGGCCUGCAGCCCAUCGACUGCUUCUAUCUCAAACUCAACGGGGUGAAGGUGGAGGCCAUAAAUCAGUCCAUCAGUGUGGAGCAGUCACAAUCUGACCGCAGCAAGAGACCGUUCAAGCCAGUGCUCAUCACCUUGCCAUCAGAGCAGGUCACAAAGGUCACAGUGGGGCGGCUCCACUUCAGUGAGACCACGGCCAAUAACAUGAGGAAGAAGGGCAAACCAAACCCUGACCAGAGGUAUUUCAUGCUGGUGGUGGCGCUGAACGCUCAGUCCCACAGUCAGACCUACACUGUGGCUGCUCAAGCGUCUGAGAGGAUCAUCGUCAGGGCCUCGAACCCAGGCCAGUUUGAAAGUGACAACGAGGUGCUGUGGCAGCGCGGACAACUAUCAGACUCCGUCUACCACCACGGGAGAGUCGGCAUCAACACCGACAGGCCCGAUGAGGCCCUCGUUAUCCACGGCAACCUGAAGGUCAUGGGCUCUGUGGUGCACCCGUCUGACAUCAGGGCCAAAGAGAAUGUCCAGGAGGUCGACACCACAGGCAAUUUGAAACGGAUCUCUCAGAUGAGGCUGGUCCAUUAUCAGUUCAAGCCCGAGUUUGCUGCCAGCGUGGGCAUAGAGACUACUGCAGAGACCGGAGUGAUCGCUCAAGACGUCCAGCAAAUCCUGCCUGAAGCCGUGAAGGAGGGGGGUGACAUAGUGUUCGCCAAUGGAGAAAGGAUCCCCAAACUGUUAGUUGUUAACAAGGAUCGCAUCUUCAUGGAGAACGUGGGGGCGGUGAAGGAGCUUUGUAAGCUGACGGACAACCUGGAGACGCGCAUAGACGAACUGGAGCGCUGGAGUCGCAAGCUGGCGAAGCUGCGUCGUCUCGACAGCAUGAAGAGCACCGUGAGUGGAGGCACUGUCAGCCAAUCAGGAAGCUAUUUUAGCCGGACAGGAAGUGGCCCGCUCAAGAAGAAGACGGUCCCACCUGGGAGCAAGAGCUCGCUUCCAGAUCAGGGCUGCAUCAGUCAGAAAUUCAUGCAGGGCACCAUCCUGGCCCUGGUCAUUGUCAUGGCCUUCAGUGUCAUUUCCAUGUCUGUUCUUUAUGUGCUGACUCUUCACCACAGAGGAGACGCCACAGAUGGGUCCAGGGCAGUACUGGGAUCUUCACGCAAGAGUGCAUCACUGUCCAGCACUCCUGCACCUGGUUGCUGUUCAACCCCAGUCACAAACAACCAAUCAACCACAGAUCUGACAUUGAGUAACAACCAAUCCACAACAGAUUUAGGCAGCCUGGCUCCCACACCAGGCAUUAUCAGCAAGAAGGCCAAGUCCAGAGCGAUGGACAAGGACGGCCACACUAGAAACCGCCUGAGUCACACCUCAGCACCUUUGUACUUCGCCAAGUCCAAAAGGCCGGCACCGACCGACCUGGGCAGCGCAGGGUCCACCAACCGUCUGCCCGGCGGUCAGCCAGUGCCACGUAGACAGCGCAGCCUACACACAAAGGAAGGAAGGUCAGCUCCCUCUCUGACCAGUCUACAUAUUGUGGAAACGAACCAAGAGAUCACGGCGCAGAGCUGUGCAACACCCAAGAGCUGCAGCUACACCAUAUCACUCCACGGAAAAAGAAAUUCCUCCACUUCACAAAUUACUUUGUACAUGACGUCCAUAAAGAACGUGUGGGUUCAACAAUGUGGAGCCACCAAGGGACGGUUAUGCCCCAACCACACAGAGGCAGAGCUCUACAGGGGUCAGCCUACAUCAACAAAGGGGACUCGUCACCUGUGGUCAGUGCCUGUGCUGUCCUUCCAGGACAUCACCUACCACUUCCGUGUCUCCCUGUCUAGUGAAGUGAGUUGUGCCACUGAAGGAGAAACCUCAUCGUACUCUGACUACCAUUUUAUCAUCCAGAGCAGCUGUGUGUGAGGAGGAGGAGGAGGACGAUUUGCUCCAAGUGCCUUUGAACACACCACGUUACUCCUUCCAUUUUAACACUGUUGUGGUGGGAAAGGGUUUUUGUAUCAUUCUUGUAUAUUGUUUUUAAAGAGAUUUAAUACAGAACAAACUAUAUACCACCGUCCCACUGUAAAGUCCUCCACAUAUAUUUGCAUUCAGACAUCUCUUUUUGCUGUGAUCACUGGAUUUUCAAAUACUGUUUCACUUUCUUUCUUUUUUUUUUAUCUCUGUCACUGAAAAUGUUUUAGAUCACUGUCAAUUGACAACUGAGUGGUGUCACUGUUCACUGCCAGUGUGAAAGUAACCCCCAUGAGUUUAGAGCUCAGUUCAUUACUGACCACUAUGUCUUCUAUAGUCAAUGUAAGCCAUAUUACUUUUUUAGGGGAUUUCACGUUUUUAAAUCUAAAGUCCAGGCUAAGACACUGUAGAUGACACUGCACACAAGUUUGUGUAUAGUUUUGUAAUAGUGUGUGUCUGUGCGGACACAGAACAACACAACAACAACACUGUUCAAUAAUUGUAUACACUGGAGAGAGGAUGAUUGGCUUUGGCUGAAGGCCCUCAGUGAAUGGUUGCAACUCACGAAGAAAAUAUACCUCAGUAGUGAACACUGGCAAACCCGGGGUCUCUACAGUGGAGCUUUGUGUUCGACUGCUUCAGCCACUAGACCGUCUACUGUCUCCUCACACAGUGUCAGACUAAACACUGCACGCAGAGAGGAAUAACUGUUGCAGCGUUUCUAUCUCAGCUGUGGCGUCAAAUCAAAUAUUAAAUUGCUGCAUAAAAUGUUGAUGCAGAGAAUUAAACCUAAAAAAGAAAUGAUCAUGACCGGUCCUUAAACGAAGGCGUCCUUUUCAACACAUUCACUGGAUAACAUGCGAUAAGACUGGAGAAGUAAACAAACCACUGGAAAUGAACAUGUAGAAACACUGACGGCUUCUCGUAUCUGAUAAUGGAUAAAGUCCAACACUGACAAUAUUUCAAGAAACACUGGAAUAGCUUAGAUUGUAUGUUGCUAACUGGAAAGAAUGCUGGUGAGGCAAUAAAUGGCUGAUAUCAUUUCAGGUGCACGCCCAAUCACUUCUCGAAGAUGUUACAUCUCAGCUCAGAGGCAACUCUGUGUAACUGCAUGUACUUAUGUACACUGCGAUGGUAAAAUUAGAUAUGAUACACUGGACUCUUUCAUGUUUUUCUGUGGAGGUUUUGAGUACUUUUACUUUUUUGUGGCUUUUCGAUUAAGAAUAUGCAUUCCUAACUUUUCAUACGAGUGAAUUAUAAAUUGUUUUCUUUCUGUUAUAAUUUCUUGUUUUAAACGCAUUCAACUCACCUACUACAACCACCAUCCAUUUGUUGCUUUUGUUUUCAAAUCCAUAUUCCAUAUGUAAAUGCAUUCAGAAGAAGUGUUUGUCCAAUGUAAAAUCAAUAUUAUAGGAAUAUAGGAUGAACAGUUAUCGGACAAAAGUUUGUUGAAGUUGUCGUAAUAUGAACACUGUAUAAUGUUUUUAGUAUAAUUAUUAUGACUUAAGUGGGUAUAGUGUACUAUUUCAGCUUAUUUAUAAUGCACCAGCUAGCAAAUUGAAACCACUGUAGCACUUUUUGCACUGUAUAUACGGUAUGAACUGCUUCUGCUCUCUCCAGUGCACCAGAUUGGUUUCACAUACUCUGGUAGAACUGCAUUGCAUGUAACUGUAUAGCUUCAUUUUGUUACUACCAAUGCUCAUUUUUAUGUGAUGUGUUUUAUGUAAUUGUUUUUAUAGUUCUUUUUUGGUUGUUGUUUCAUCAAUAAUAUAUUAACUUUUAGCUUUUUGAGCCCAGAAGUGAUUGAUAAGCAAGAGAAAACACACAUUUCAUUUCUAAUUUUAGCACUGUUUGUUAUGAAAGAAAUGCAAUGCCACUAAAACAUAUUUUAAUAUCACUACUUUUUCGCCCAUUUUAUCGCUACAUUUUCAAAGCAUUUUGUCCCAAAAAAAUAUGCUGUAAUACUAUGAUUGCAUGUAGUAAAUACAUUUGUGAUUGA